AGUUCUACGGUGUAGGAAAUGGGUGAACUUACAUUCCCACACAUCUUCACAUUUCUUUCACCGUUUUCUAUCAAAAUUAAUCGGGGGCAACGAGCCGAAAUGCUGAAAAGGUUCUCUCAUUGACCACGUGAUGUCUCCAAUAUUGGGGUGUGCAGAUUACCUGCUCACUUUUUUCGUACAGAUCCUCUCCCCCUUGAGAGUUGAAUAUUUUAAUCCUUCGACCUUAACAUAUGUAUACUUGGUCGAAGGUUGAAUCUCAUGAUGAAAAUAAUGUACUGUUAUUUACAUUAUACUGCUUCUGCACAGUAUAGAUAUUUUUUUUUAACUCGACCCCUCAAGGCCCUACUUCAGGGUAUCAUUAUGUCGCUUUUUUCUCGGUCAUGAAUACAGUCGCGAUCAUGCGAUACGACCGAGAAAGACGCGGAAUUCAGUGACAUAAUGACACCGUGGAGUAGCGCCUUGAGGGGCAGAGUUAUAAAACGCGCACUGUAGACCAGUGAGCCUUAGCGCACGUGUGUGAAUGAGGCCCAGUUGCUAUGGUAACGGAAAAGCUUCAGUGGCAGACGCCGAGUGGGCGGACGGUAAACUGUUCUGUCUAGUUGAUUUGAACUGAAUGUUAUUUCGAUCGUACUUACGAACUGAUUUUUUUUCUCAUCCCGUUUGAGAAUUUCUAAUGUGACUACAUUAAUUACGGUAUUUCUUCAAGAUUCUAGGCCAAAUUCAUCUCUUUCUAGAAUAAUUCCAAUUGACUGAAUGUUUCUAAACUAAUUAAUGGCUGUUUACGAAGUAUUUUCAUAUUGCGCUAAAUAUAGACAUAAAACAACAAUCUGUUCUAGUGCUUCAGUAUUUAUUGUUGUCAUUUCUCUUUUAAUCAUUCUUGGACCUUUCCUUCUUGUAUACCGAAGUAAUGGUUUCUGGCUUAGAACAUCUGCAUAUAGGGAGCAACCUGAAGUACAUUUCAAAUACCAAUAUGUGCUCAUUAUUGAAACUGAACAGUUCAAUAAUCCACUUAUUUGUAGUACUUUCUCUUACCUGAGAAGCACAGAUCAUAAUGAAGGACACUGUGCAAUUGUCAAGUCCAGAGAAAUUGAUAAUGAUGAUGAUGGAAAAUAUGAUGAAUUGUCUAUAGAAUUUUCUGUAGUUCUUGAAUCAACAGCAAUUUAUGGCAUAAAGCUGCUUCUUGUUUUUGAUUAUAAGCUCCAUGCUAUGAGUUCACUACAAAUGGAAUCUUUGGGUUAUCUGCAGCACAGUGCAGGUUUGCCUGGUGCUCGAUUUGAUGCAACUGCUGAUCUACAUUUGGUACAGAGAAAGCCUUUGAAUAGUUAUGGAAGAGAUUUGAAAUAUAACACUUCCAUCAUAGCUAAUGAAAAUACACUAUACCAAAGAUUUGACCUUAGUACAAUCUUGAAAGAAUAUGGAAGAAGAAGAGUGUCAACAAUUUUAAGUAAUAUUUAUUCCCUUUGGACAGCUGGACUGUCAUCUGACGGUCCUUUUAUUUUAACAGUCAUAAUACAUUAUCCAGAACAGAAUUUUAUUUACCGACCAAGAUUCUGGCAAGUAGUUAAAUGGGCUUGGAUGCAGUAUAUUUCUGUACUACUGGUGUUUUUGUACGUGUUUAAAUCUGUAAAAACAUAUGUAUUUAGGAAUCGACUUAUUCCAAGUAUUAAAUAUGUUCCUUGGAAAAAAUCAUUGUGAUUAUGUGUAUAGAAAACUCAACUUUUUGCAAAUUGUAAAUUCAUCUCAUUUGUGAAAGCAGCUGUUUUUUUAAACAUUUUAAAUACACUGGUCAACUUGACUACCUAAAUAAUUUCAAAUACUAGUGACUAAUUCCAAACAUCUUUCCUCUAAUUCCUUGAACAGUGGUGGCCCUUGCUUAGGCUGCACAGUUGCACGAGAUCCAGAUAAUCGAAAAAAUAUUGUUUUGUAUUCCAGCAUUUUAAACGCCCUUUUGUUGCAAGAAUUCGUUCAUAAUCGGGCAUUUUAAGGCAUAAACAGCGUUGCCAGAUGAUACGCAUAUCCAUUACCAACCUUCAAAAAUCCCGGUAGUACUUCACUAAAAUUCCCGGUAUCCAUGACAAGUGAUUUAAAUUCUGAAAUUGUUCAUAUUAUAACUAUUAGGGAGUCUUGUGCACGCCAUAGCGGCAGCAUUAUCGAUCUUCUGCA
Molecule: messenger RNA, 2163 nt
Organism: Gryllus bimaculatus (two-spotted cricket)
Lineage: Eukaryota; Metazoa; Arthropoda; Insecta; Orthoptera; Gryllidae
Source: the annotation of a GenBank genome assembly